UUGCAGCAUGUUGAAGAUCAAGGAAUUCACAUCCCAGACCAAACUGUAAUCAAGAAAGGUCCUGUUUCCAUAUCCAAGCACAACAGCGUCUCUGCCAUACCGAUACAUAAAGACGGGCUUUUUGGAGGUGUGGUAAACCCAAACGAAGUGUUCUGUUCGGUUCCGGGUCGUCUGUCUCUUCUUAGCUCAACGUCAAAGUACAAAGUCACAGUAGCGGAGGUGCAGAGACGCCUUUCUCCGCCUGAGUGCUUGAACGCUUCCCUGCUCGGCGGGGUCUUGAGAAGGGCCAAAUCUAAGAAUGGCGGAAGAUCUUUAAGAGAAAAACUAGAUAAAAUCGGAUUAAAUCUACCAGCAGGGAGACGCAAAGCUGCCAAUGUUACUCUCUUGACGUCACUGGUGGAAGGUGAAGCGGUGCAUCUGGCCAGAGAUUUUGGUUAUGUAUGCGAGACUGAGUUUCCAACCAAGGCGAUUGCUGAAUACGUAAACCGGCAGCAUUCCGACCCAAACGAACAAGUCCAAAGAAAAAACAUGUUACUGGCAGCGAAACAAAUCUGCAAAGAGUUCACGGACCUGCUCUCGCAAGACCGCACGCCCUUGGGGAAUUCACGUCCACAGCCCAUUCUUGAGCCUGGGAUUCAGAGCUGUUUGACCCACUUCAGUCUUAUUUCUCACGGAUUUGGGACUCCGGCCAUGUGCGCGGCCCUCACGGCGCUUCAGAACUAUCUGACGGAGGCCAUUAAAGCCAUGGACAAAAUGUACCUUAACAACAAUCCUAACAGCCACAACGAGACGGGGUCGAAGGCGGGUGACAAAGACGAGAAGCACAGAAAGUGAUGUCCAGCUACCACAUCCCAAUUAAUGACAAAAUACAUAUGUAACAAACACUAGUGAUCAAGAUGAAACACUGAACGCAGCACCUCCCGAUCUUGACAUUUUGAAACUUUAAAAAAAUAAUAUCCUAAUAAUAAAAACAGUUAACUUUGGGAUUCGUGGACAAGGCAUUUCUUUAAAUCAAAACAAAGCAGUGUGCCAAUAAAAGGAGUAGGCUAUAGAUCUGCCACAGCAGGACUUUUCAUGAACUCCCUUUAUAUGAGUUCAACGGACUGAAAUUCAGCGAUUUCCCCCCAGUAUCCCCAUUUACGAUUGUAGCCAUGUGACAACAAGAAGCUGAAAGAGGAAGAUUUUUUAUCAGUAUUGUGAAUAAUAAACUUGAAAGAAAUCUACAGCUCCAUGCCAUGACUUCAAGAACUGACUUUUCACUCGACCAAGCGACCAACUUGAACUUUGAAUUUCAACACGAUUCACGGUUAUAUGAGCGAAUCUGUGUUCAUGUAUGUAUAUAUUUAUUUAUGUGUAAUUUAAUGGGAAUUGUAAAUAUGGUACGUCUGUUCAAACUUCUUUUUUUAUUUAUCUGGUGCCUCCUGUUUUAGUGGGUUUGAAUAUUCGCUUAGUUCUUCAUGUGGUUUUAUGGUUCUUAGAAAACAGAAGUUUGGGGUAUUCUUCUCUGGGAUAUUUUAAAUUCAGCCCUCUUGUAGCAUGUUGAGAUGACAUUGAAGCAAGUGAACAAAUUAAAAGAAAUAAACAUCAAUUUCUCUAUAUAUUAUCCUUAUGCCAUUCAGUUUUAGAUCGAAAAAGGUCAUUGCAGAGACCCCAACGACGCUAGUUUUGUGUUUCUAUCCUCUUGUUUUUAUACGAGCUUUUUAUGUGUUGUGCUAAUCACCUCUUGUUCUUCCCUCAAAGCACCACAAGAGCAAUAAAUGGAUAUUGUCUUACGAAUUAUUCUUCUCCCCCCCCCCCCUCCUUCUUCUUUUUUUUUGAAUAAAUUCAACAUUUGCGAUCAUCUGAUAUCUUGUGUGUCCACUGUCUAAAUUGGAGGCGGUUUUAUCUGUAUGUAUAAACCUGUGCUGGCAAUAGCUCCCUUGCCUGUCAAUGUAUUAUAGUUCUUUGUUGCCCAGAAAAAAUAAAAUAAAUAAAAAUGAUAAAAAA
Messenger RNA from Sinocyclocheilus grahami, 1986 nucleotides. It is a transcript of the gene tfap2a, whose product is annotated as transcription factor AP-2 alpha. Lineage: Eukaryota; Metazoa; Chordata; Actinopteri; Cypriniformes; Cyprinidae. Gene Ontology annotation, molecular function: RNA polymerase II transcription regulatory region sequence-specific DNA binding; DNA-binding transcription factor activity, RNA polymerase II-specific. The annotation marks the transcript as partial. Gene Ontology annotation, biological process: regulation of cell population proliferation; anatomical structure development; regulation of transcription by RNA polymerase II. Gene Ontology annotation, cellular component: nucleus. The transcript has 5 exons. The record is from RefSeq and is a predicted model, not a curated record.